CAUACACCUAUCGUUCGUAACUUGAUUGCGAUUUUGUGGCAGCAAGAAAAAACCGUCUUCGAUUGUGUUUGUUGUGCAGCAAGCCUGCAACCAGCUCUGCAAUAUACACGUUCGAUUUAAUUCCUUCGCGAGUGCCGACGGACAACUCCUACUAGGUUGGUUAUCGCGUAGUGAUUUCGACCCCGAUAUCAUCUUGCAGAGUGUGAAGAUUGCAGUAUCCUUCAUCCAAGUUAGAUAUUUGUCUGAUUCAAUUUUCAACGCGACAGUGAAUUCCCCGAAGCAGUCAUCUUUUAUUCCGUACGACGAGAGCGAGAGCUAUUACCGACAGCUAGGUACUUUUACAUCAGCAGUAAGAAAAAGUAUCUUAUAAAAACGAACCUCUUUUGGUCGCCUGUGGACUAAAAAUCGAGAGUGGAAGUGCGGGAGGUACUAUAGAUUGCGAAUGAAAGUGCAGUGAAAAGUGCAAAUUUUGACCCCUUUCGAAUUAUAACGUGAUAUAAUCAGCAGGGAAAGUUUUCAAUCUAUGCGUUGCCAAGUCUGUCCGUCCAGGCCCACUCACAGGAUGUGAAAUAUUGAUGUCAGAAAAUGUCGAAAAGUUUGCUGGCGAAUAUUGCAGAAAAGGGUUGCAUACAUGAAUAACUAACCACAGAGUAUCGGAUUAAGAUUUUGUCUGGCGCCAGUGAGCCGCGAAAUUUCACGGUAAAGAAAUUCGAAAUAUCUACCCCAAGGGAGGAGCCUGCAGCGGAACGGGACGAAGUGGCAGUAGGACAGGACAGCUCCCGCUGAAUUCGUCACGAUAGUGCAUUUGGCUUGGCUUGGCUUGGCCUUUCGGGUGACCACUCCAAUUAGAAAAAAUUCAAUUACCGCCGCUUAAAUACCGUUCGUCGAGUGGACUUGCAACUGUGCAUAUGUACGUUCAUUCUACUACGUAGUAGGCAGUAGUAGUCAUUACCAGGUCUGCCGACCGGCCGGUUGUCGUCUGCAAGGCGGGCAAAAGGAUGGUGAACUGAUUUCUCAGUGAGUUCUGUGGUGCUGCGUUAGCCGUCGAACAAACAAACAAAAAAAAAAAGAAGGGACCAACCCAGCGAACGACCUUUGAAUGUUCACACACGUUCACGACUUGUAUGCCAAUUAGAUUUUGAGGAUGUUGUUGUCAAACGACUAUUUCAAUAAGAGAAACCCUCACCAGCGAAAUCUUAAAACCACCAUACUGACGAACUUCAUCAAAAAGAUGGCCUUCACUGGAUCCCUGCGGAAGACGCUGUUCGGACUGCUGCUGGUGAUGGUAUUUCUGGUGAUGGUGCUCUACUGGAAUGAAAAUCAGAGCCCACUGAAACCUGCCACCCAGACGUUGCUGUUUGCGGGUAUCUUCAAUCGGGAUGCUAGCGCAGGUGGUGGAGCUGGAGGAGGUUUACUAAAUGGACCCCCACCGCGGCCAAAGAUAAAUCCUUCGGAAAAAAUGUGGACCUACAAGUGUGUGAACAAUCGCUGCAUUCGGCAACAUUACGUAGAUAAAGCGGAAAAUGCCGGAGGUAAGCGAGUACCCUUUCUCACCUGCACGAUGACCUGCGGUCCGAUUAAUAUCUGGCCCCAACCGACGGGAAAGACUACAAUAGGAAGUAAGGUUUCACGCUUCCGCGUGUCGGAUUUAAGUGUAUACAUAAAAACUAGCUUCAAACCGGUGGAAAAUCUGCUGAGGCAAGCUUUCGAUGUGUUCCGGGAAGAAUUGCGAGCUGUUCUCAUGGCCCACGGAGUCAGCAAAGAAGACGCGGCGAGUUAUUCCUCCAUGGCAGAUGCUAGCGAGGGGACUAGAGGAAAAACGUCCGAAGGAGCUCUGUCGGAUGAUCCAGGGAUGAUUCGCUUCUACAAAGCAGAAGAUAAUAACCGUUACGACCUGGAUAAGUUCGAUGUUAGGAUCACGGUUCAAAAGUCACCGGAUAUUUUCCUGUCGCUGCACACAGAUGAAAGCUACAAUUUAACUGUGACACAUACGGCACGUACCUUGUCGGUGAAGAUUUUUGCCAACAGUUUCUUCGGCGCAAAGCACGCUCUCACCACACUGCAGCAACUGGUGUGGUACGAUGAUGAGGAGCGCCUCCUGAAAAUACUCAACAAAGCCUUAAUUGAAGAUGUGCCAAGAUUCAACUUCCGUGGCCUUAUGCUGGACACAUCGAGACACUAUUUUUCCGUAGAGUCGAUAAAGCGAACACUUGUCGGAAUGUCCCACUCCAAGCUCAAUCGGUUCCACUGGCACAUUACGGAUUCGCAAAGUUUUCCGCUUGUGUCAAAGCACUAUCCUCAGUUGGCUCAUUACGGGGCUUACUCGGAUAAUGAAGUUUACACCAGCGAUGACGUGCGGGAAAUCGUAGAAUUUGCAAGAGUGCGUGGUAUUCAGAUCAUACCGGAAAUCGAUGCACCAGCUCAUGCCGGCAACGGAUGGGACUGGGGACCGAAACACAACAUGGGAGAACUAAGCUUGUGUAUCAACCAGCAGCCGUGGAGUUACUACUGCGGGGAACCACCCUGCGGUCAACUGAAUCCGAAAAACAACAACACUUAUCUGAUACUGCAAAAGCUAUACGAAGAGCUGUUGGAUCUUACAGGGCCAUUGGAUUACUUUCACUUGGGAGGAGACGAAGUGAACCUGGAAUGUUGGCAGCAACAUUUUAACGAGUCUGACAUGCGAACGCUGUGGUGUGAUUUUAUGCAGCAGGCUUACCACCGGCUACAAGUAGCAAAUCAAGGCAUCGCACCGAAAUUGGCCGCUGUCUGGUCUAGCGGACUGACCAACUAUCCGUGUCUUUCGAAAAACGCAUUUGCAGUACAAAUAUGGGGCGGCAGUAAGUGGCAGGAAAAUUACCAACUAAUCAAUGCAGGUUUUCAACUAGUGAUAUCACACGUGGAUGCCUGGUACUUGGACUGUGGCUUCGGUAGUUGGCGAUCGACGGCUGAGGGUGCCUGCUCUCCGUACCGGAACUGGCAAACGGUGUACAAACAUCGACCGUGGGAUGAGAUGAAACUGACCUCGCUCCAGAUGCGUCAAAUUCUCGGCGGCGAGGCAUGCCUGUGGACGGAACAGGUCGACGAAUCCACGCUGGACGCCCGCCUGUGGCCGCGAGCAGCCGCCUUAGCCGAACGACUGUGGACCGAUCCGGUCGAGGAAAUUUACAGCGAAUCGGUGCCGAAGGAAACCUUCAAUCGAAUGUCUGUCUUCCGAAAUCAUCUGCUCGAGCUGGGCCUCCUAGCGGAGCCUAUAUUCCCGAAGUACUGCGCUCAGAAUCAGGACGAGUGUGUAUGAUAUUUCGUGAAUCCCUUCUACUAGAUCCUAUGAAAAAAAUGUGCGAUGUUUGUUGCUAGGUUUUUGUAAGAGUUGUACAUAUUUGUAAAACCGCUUAGGAUAGGCAACAAUUGAUUAUGGUUUCAGCAAAUAGCGCGCACCUAUUAUAGUUUAGCAAUAGCGUAAAAAGUGCAAGCAAAAGUGAGAAACUAGUGUCUACCAAACACUACACACACAGAUGGUUGUAAACUAAGCAGGACGAGACAAAACGUGCGUUCACAUGAUAUUUCAAAAGUGGUAUAUUUUAAUACUAUAUUUUAGGACCUUAACUAAGUGUCACGGAUAAAGCUGCCUUGUCGCGUGAUCUGUUGUAGUAGUAGCGAUGAUAAAUGAGCUAGGAAUACAGUGAGGCUUAAACGCCAUUUAAACGACGGGCCAAAAUGCCACGAAACACCAUAGGUACUUACUGUUAGAAGCUGUAAGUUUUAGUCUUACCGUUGCAAUUUUCAGUGAAAUCAGUCAGAUCAACUUGGCAGUAUUUUUGUUCUAGCUAAAUAAACAAUUAUGUGCAAACUUAAAUCUCAUUAAAGAACGACGAUUAGGUAUUAUAGUUAGAGCUGUUAUGUCAAUUGUAAAUAGCAAGCAAAUUAUGUUCAAAUGCCUUUGAAGCAACGUUUUUGCUUUCCAAUAUUUUAAGGGAGCGAAUUCAAAAAUUGUUAGAAUUUAUCGAAAACAAAACAAGCAUGCAAACAAACAAACUAGAUUUUUCGUUGUUAUAAGUUAUGACAAAAGCUGUAAAGCUUAAUUCAGAGUUGUGUAAAAUCUGGUUGAGUUGAUUGUAGAUAAAAACCUAAUUAAAUUGCGAUAAAUCUAUUACCAAAGCAAGGCGUUUGAUCUGGCUCUUGUGCUCUCUUUUUGUUAGGAAGUUGGAAAUAAAUUAAAUUCUU
This is a messenger RNA of Sabethes cyaneus, 4224 nucleotides long. RefSeq names its product probable beta-hexosaminidase fdl. Bases 1145 to 3298 code for a protein of 717 amino acids. Lineage: Eukaryota; Metazoa; Arthropoda; Insecta; Diptera; Culicidae. Gene Ontology annotation, molecular function: beta-N-acetylhexosaminidase activity. Gene Ontology annotation, cellular component: membrane. The transcript is spliced from 8 exons. Gene Ontology annotation, biological process: glycosaminoglycan metabolic process; carbohydrate metabolic process; ganglioside catabolic process. The record is from RefSeq and is a predicted model, not a curated record.